Messenger RNA from Mustela erminea (ermine), 3165 nucleotides. RefSeq names its product ubiquitin conjugating enzyme E2 D3 (gene UBE2D3). Lineage: Eukaryota; Metazoa; Chordata; Mammalia; Carnivora; Mustelidae. The transcript has 7 exons. Gene Ontology annotation, biological process: protein K11-linked ubiquitination; ubiquitin-dependent protein catabolic process. The coding region runs from base 1264 to 1728 and encodes 154 amino acids. The record is from RefSeq and is a predicted model, not a curated record. Gene Ontology annotation, molecular function: ubiquitin conjugating enzyme activity. Gene Ontology annotation, cellular component: nucleus.
AGGCAAUUAAUUAUACUGUAUUUCAUCCUGACAUUGGUCUGAGUAUGUACCUUUAUAUUUUGCUAGGUUGUAAAGGCUCCUUGAGGGUGAUUCUUACCUCAGAAUUUCUUGUAAAGGCUCUCUUCUUGCCUUCCACCUCAUGGCCUCAUCUCAUCUAGCCCCCAAGGUAGUAGUUUCUGUUGCUCAGUAUAGGUUUUAAGAGGCAGGACCGUCUGUAUGGCACUGAUUCACAUAGUUACACACAUCUUGUCUUUAAGUCAGAAGUUUUUAAAGAAGUGGACUCUUUAAUACAAGAAAUUACCUUUCGGUAAUGGCAUGAACUUCUCAGUUUUCCCAAAAGUGAUGAUGGGAAUUGUAUUUAUGAUACUACUAUUAUUCUGACCUUUGUGUGAUAGUGUUCAAGAUGAAUGGUGGAGUAUGGGAUGACAAAUGGUUGUGAACUUGGUGGUGCUAAUUACUCAAGGAUGGAACCUGUGAACUUGGUGUUACCAUAGCAAUCAUCUUUGUUUUCAUAAAUGCUGACUUUGGUUAUGUUAAUCUAACAUAAGUAGAGGCUAUCAUUGGAAGAACGAUUAGCAGAAUGCUUAAACAGUUACUCCUGGGGGUAUUAACUUACUGGACACUGAUCUGAAAUGGCUGCUGUAUAGCUUCAUCAUUCAUAAAUAGUUCUUACAUUUCCAAUUUACAAGUUCUUUAAAGGCAGAGACCAUUUUUUAUGUCUCUAUCACUUCUGAUACCUUUGUGUUUAAUACCUUGGUUUCCUGUUCUUCAUAGUCUAUGUCCGUCCUUUCACUUCUUUGAAAUGAGUAACAUGUAAUGAGAGAAGCAAGAAGCAAAUAUUUAGCAGUGUGUUUAGACUUCUAAGCAAGUGUCUCAGCCUUUUCAUGAUUUGCUUCUAACAGUCAACUGUCAAAGAGAUACUGUGUGCUAAAAUGAUCAAAGCAAAGAUCUUUCCCAAGAUAAACUGUAGGCUUUCUCUUAUGAGUCCCAGAAAAGGAAUGGUCAGACUCUUUACUGUUUAAUUACAUACCUCCAGAUGAGAAUGCUCAGUAGCUUAAGCUGUACCUUUUGGUUUCCUUACAGAGAGAUUUGCUUGACUCCUUAUGAGUCUGUUUAGGCUUUUAAAUGGGAAGGAGAAGCGUAUUUCUAAGUGAGAAGAGGCUUGGAUUCUCAUGAUAGCCAGGUGUUUUACAGGAAGGUUUUAGGAGAAGCAGUUCAUAGGAAGAUGAUCCAAAAGGAAAAUACCCUCCAGAAGAACACACCAUGGCAAAGAGAUGUCUAACUUUGGAACUUAGUGAUUUGGCCCGUGACCCUCCAGCACAAUGUUCUGCAGGUCCAGUUGGGGAUGAUAUUUUGUUUUGUAUUUCCCUAGUGUUUCAUUGGCAAGCCACAAUUAUGGGACCUAAUGACAGCCCAUAUCAAGGCGGUGUAUUCUUUUUGACAAUUCAUUUUCCUACAGACUACCCCUUCAAACCACCUAAGGUUGCAUUUACAACAAGAAUUUAUCAUCCAAAUAUUAACAGUAAUGGCAGCAUUUGUCUCGAUAUUCUAAGAUCACAGUGGUCUCCUGCUUUAACUAUUUCUAAAGUUCUUUUAUCCAUUUGUUCACUGCUAUGUGAUCCAAACCCAGAUGACCCCCUAGUGCCAGAGAUUGCACGGAUCUAUAAAACAGACAGAGAUAAGUACAACAGAAUAUCUCGGGAAUGGACUCAGAAGUAUGCCAUGUGAUGCUACCUUAAAGUCAGAAUAACCUGCAUUAUAGCUGGAAUAAACUUUAAAUUACUGUUCCUUUUUUGAUUUUUCUUAUCCGGCUGCUCCCCUAUCAGACCUCAUCUUUUUUAAUUUUAUUUUUUGUUUACCUCCCUCCAUUCAUUCACAUGCUCAUCUGAGAAGACUUAAGUUCUUCCAGCUUUGGACAAUAACUGCUUUUAGAAACUGUAAAGUAGUUACAAGAGAACAGUUGCCCAAGAUUCAGAAUUUUUUUAAAAAUGGAGCAUGUGUAUUAUGUGGCCAAUGUCUUCACUCUAACUUGGUUAUGAGACUAAAACCAUUCCUCACUGCUCUAACAUGCUGAAGAAAUCAUCUGAGGGGGAGGGAGAUGGAUGCUCAGUUGUCACAUCAAAGGAAGCAGCAUUAUUCUAGCAUCCAGUCUUUUUUUAAGCCUUCCACUGUUAGAGAUUUGAGGUUACAUGAUAUACUUUAUGCUCAUAACUGAUGUGGCUGGAGAAUUGGUAUUGAAUUUAUAGCAUCAGCAGAACAGAAAAUGUGAUGUAUUUUAUGCAUGUCAAUAAAGGAAUGACCUGUUCUUGUUCUACAGAGAAUGGAAAUUGGAAGUCAAACACCCUUUGUAUUCCAAAAUAGGGUCUCAAACAUUUUGUAAUUCUCAUUUAAAUUGUUAGGAGGCUUGGAGCUAUUAGUUAAUCUAUCUUCCAAUACACUGUUUAAUAUAGCACUGAAUAAAUGAUGCAAGUUGUCAAUGGAUGAGUGAUCAACUAAUAGCUCUGCUAGUAAUUGAUUUAUUUUUCUUCAAUAAAGUUGCAUAAACCAAUGAGUUAGCUGCCUGAAUUAAUCAGUAUGGGAAACAAUCUUUUGUAAAUGCAAAGCUGUUUUUGUAUAUACUGUUGGGAUUUGCUUCAUUGUUUGACAUCAAAUGAUGAUGUAAAGUUCAAAAGAGUGAAUAUUUUGCCAUGUUCAGUUAAAAGUGCACAGUCUGUUACAGGUUGACACAUUGAUUGACCUGAUUUAUGCAGAAUUAAUAAGCUAUUCGGAUAGUGUAGCUUUAGUAUGCUGCACAUGAUACUGGCAGCCCUGGAGUUCAUAGAUGGACUUGGGACCCAGCAGUUUUGAAACAUGUAUGUGGAGUUUGAGAAAUUUAUUUUCCAGGUGCAACCCCCAUCUAACUAAAUUUUUUUCUUCACCUUGUACACUCGACAGCUGAAAAAACCAUAACAUGGGAGUAAUAAUGGGUCAAAAUUUACAAAAUAAAGUACUGUUUUGGUGUGGGAGUUGUCAUGAGGCUGUGUUGAAGUGACUUAACUAUGUGGGAUAUUGAAUAUCCAUUGAAAUGGAUUUGUUCAGCCAUUUACAUUAAUGAGCAUUUAAAUGCAACAGAUAUCAUUUCAGGUGACUUAACAUGAAUGAAUAAAAGUCAAUGCUAUUGGAUUA